CCGAUAUUACUACAAUUUCGCGCGUAAAAAGAUAUCCGCAUACCACCACGCGUCGAAUUACUCCAUUUCCACACUUUCGCGCCUGUAUAUCGAUAAUCGGACCUGUCACUAUCUGUCGCUUCAACCAAAACACUCAAGAACCCGAGAAAAGCGACUCCGGACAUAGCAUCUACUCUCGCAAGUUGCGCGACUCCCCACAUCACCAACGCCCACCCAAAAUGCCAAAUACCAACAGCGCACCGAGCUCCGCCGCAAACGAAGCAAGUGGACAGACCUCAUUACCUCUCUCCCGCAUCCAAAAGAUCAUAAACGCCGACCCAGAACGCACGCACGUCUCCAAGAACGCCGCCUUCGCCAUCGCGCUCGCGACCGAGCUCUUCAUCCAGCACCUCGCCACGACCUCGCACAACGUCGUCAAGGCGGAGCGCAAGCCCCGCCGCAACAUCCAGUAUCGCGACGUCGCGGCUGCGGUCGCGAAGACGGACAACCUUGAGUUCCUUGUCGACGUCGUGCCGAAGACGACGACGUACGGAGAGUUCAAGAAGAAGCAGGAGGCGAGGGGGAAGGGGAAGGGGAGGGCGGAUGGCGAUAGGAGGGAAAAUGGGGGCGGGGUCAAGGGCAUCCAGGCGUUGUUGAAUGCGACGUCGACGACGCCGCCGACGACGAACGGGAAUGAGAAGGAUGCAGGAGAGGAGGGGCAAGAGCCAAAGCAGAAUGGACAUGCGGAGAAGGAGGGUGAAACGGAGGUUUCGGAGGCGAUGGAGGUGGACGAGGAACGAAGGGAGGUGUCGGAUGACGAAGAGAUGGAUCCUGUGGCUAUGCAGAUUGAGGUUGAGAUGCGAGGGCCUCGGGGAAACGAUUCCAGCCCAGUGGCAGAGAGACGUAAUGGGACGAAAUGAAUCCGUCACAGAUGAAUCUUGUUUGUGCAUUGCAUAGCAUGGAGUUCUGAAUUUCUUUUGGGCUGGCGUUUGGAUGACAAUGCAUGGAUGGCAAGUAGCAUGUGAUGUAGCGUCGCCUCAUCAUAAACUUGAUUGAAUAUACCAGAUAUACUACUGGAAAAUGAACACCAAUUCGCCCAUU
This is a messenger RNA of Aaosphaeria arxii CBS 175.79, 1080 nucleotides long. Its product is annotated as histone-fold-containing protein. Gene Ontology annotation, molecular function: protein heterodimerization activity. The transcript has 2 exons. Gene Ontology annotation, cellular component: CHRAC; nucleus. The record is from RefSeq and is a predicted model, not a curated record. The coding region runs from base 219 to 899 and encodes 226 amino acids. NCBI's taxonomy places the organism in Eukaryota, Fungi, Ascomycota, Dothideomycetes, Pleosporales.